AUGUUUAGGGCCUCAGGCGCUUGGUUAGGAUUUUCAGGAUGUAAGCGUUUGUCGAGUCGGAUGGCAACGCAUCUUGGCGAACCAAGAGUUCACUAUGAGGCGCCAAGCUCUGUGAGAUUCUUUUGUAGCAGGCUUAAUAUGGACAAGAAAAUUAAUUCAUCUAGUCUAAAUAAAGAUGAGAGUAAAAAGUCACUAGACACUUCGGAAUGUACACAGAUGGUUCGUCUGUGCUCGGAGCUGCACUUGCAAUGCAGGACAUACCUUGCAAUAAUUCGAACUAAUCAAACACCAGACAGUAAUGUCUCUGAAAGCUUAGACUCAGAAACUAAUGUCGUUAUUGCUAUGAAGAAGCUUCAUACGUUGCUGAAUUCUGGUUUCUCUGGAAGAAUAAAAUAUUUGUACUCGAUCGCAAGCAGUUAUGAUUUUGGCUCCUUGCGAGCGAAUGGAAUUCGGAGUUUCGUAAUCAUCACUAUGAGAUGUUGUGCUGUCUUAUUGACGCACCUCAGACAGAUGAGUUCAUAUUCUCUUUCCAACUGGUCUGGUGUAACCCAUCGGAGUGUAAUCUCGUAUGUUAAUUGCCUAAUGGAACUCAAUGUGUGUCUCGAACUUCUUAGUUAUAUACCACGUUUCACUGAUCCUUCUUGUCUCUUCCCUCGAUCUGAAUUCGUUGAUUUGCCAGAAAUAGGGCAUUGCGACACUCAACGUGUAACAAGGAGUCCAAGAAAUACAACUGAAAAUGCCAAUUCCACAUUUAAAUCAAAACAAUACUUUGAGGACUUAUCAGAAUUUUACCGAUUAGAAGCUGUAACAGAUAACAUAAAACAGGAGUAUUUCUAUGGUCGGUGUUUGGCUUUUUACAUGUGUCCUAGUGCUCAAAGAGUUUUGGAGUUUUUGAAUUCAUUAAUGGCUGGAUAUGGUAAUAGCUUUUUGACCAGCAAACAAGGCAUCGCCAGUUUAGUCAAUACAGUUUAUCGGUCUGUUACAUCAUACCUAUCACCUGAGGAUCGUGGUAAGGUGUUAGCAAAGCUUACACGAAAUUCCAGUGUACAGUUCUGUAAAACAUUUUGGAGUUUGGCAGAACUACGUGUCGUAUCUGAAGGUCCCAAUGUGAUUUUACCCUCGAUGGCUGUGGCUCAUUCUUUUAAAAUACAGCCAAAAUCAUUACAAAUGCCUUUACGUACUGAAGCUCAAAAAGAAGAUAAAGAAUUUAUUGAAAUAGAACCUCCUAAAUCUCAUACUGGCAUAGCUCCACUAAAAUUACGUGUACUAUGUCGUCAUCUUAGACCUGGUUUAGAAUGGACUCGAGGUUGUGAAUCUCCCAACUUUUUACAAUCACCCAACCAUAAAAAUCAAGGAAAUCAUAAUGCAAGAUCAAAUUCAGUCCCGUCACCAACUUUUGGAUUAUUUUCACCAAGGAAAUCACUAACUCCUUCUAUGAAUUCUAGCUCAGAUGGUCGGCGUUUUCAUAUACUAAUUUUGGAGUAUUGA
Molecule: messenger RNA, 1488 nt
Organism: Heterobilharzia americana
Lineage: Eukaryota; Metazoa; Platyhelminthes; Trematoda; Strigeidida; Schistosomatidae
Source: the annotation of a GenBank genome assembly